Gadus macrocephalus (Pacific cod) is the source of this 2961-nucleotide messenger RNA. RefSeq names its product EH-domain containing 2b (gene ehd2b). Gene Ontology annotation, cellular component: cytoplasm; plasma membrane. Lineage: Eukaryota; Metazoa; Chordata; Actinopteri; Gadiformes; Gadidae. The coding region runs from base 289 to 1944 and encodes 551 amino acids. Gene Ontology annotation, biological process: endosomal transport; endocytosis. Gene Ontology annotation, molecular function: protein binding; GTP binding; calcium ion binding. The transcript has 8 exons. The record is from RefSeq and is a predicted model, not a curated record.
GGGAGAGCAGGGGAGCAGGCAUCCCUAAAGGAGGAGGUGCAUACGGAGGAGAAGCUGAGCCAGACCGAGGGGGAGUGAGAGAGAGAGAGGUUGGUUCCUGUGAGAGAGUGUCCUCCCGUGCUCCUACUACUGCUGCACGUUGAUCGAGGAGCCUGCCAGCCCUGGAGCUCAUCUGAGAUCCAUUAAAGCCAGCAGAAGAAGCCAUCCUCACUCAGACGGCUAGAGGAGACUUUGGAAGGCGUUUGAAGAAGACUUUCCUGGAUCCAAAGUCACGCGCCAGAAGCCGACAUGUCACGCUGGGGACGGAAGAACGUGAAGAAGACGCCGGAGGUGAUCCGCACGGUGACAGAGGGCCUCAAGUCUCUGUACCGCAAGAAGCUGCUGCCCCUGGAGCAGUACUACGGCUUCCAUGACUUCCACUCCCCCAGCCUGGAGGAGGCCGACUUCGACAACAAGCCCAUGGUGCUGGUGGUGGGCCAGUACUCCACAGGGAAGACCACCUUCAUCCAGUACCUCCUGGAGCAGGACAUCCCCGGGAGCAGGGUGGGUCCGGAGCCCACCACCGACUGCUUCACGGCCAUCAUGCACGGCGAGGUGGAGGGCGUGAUCCCCGGCAACGCCCUCAUCGUGGACCCCAACAAGCCCUUCCGCAAGCUCAACCCAUUCGGCAACACCUUCCUCAACAGGUUCCAGUGUGCCCAGAUUCCGAACCAGGUGCUGGAAAGCAUCAGCGUCAUCGACACCCCGGGGAUCCUGUCGGGGGCCAAGCAGAGAGUGAGCCGAGGUGAGAGGAGCACCAAAGGCUACGACUUCCCCGCCGUGCUGCGGUGGUUCGCCGAGCGCGUGGACCGCAUCAUCCUGCUGUUCGACGCCCACAAGCUGGAGAUCUCCGACGAGUUCUCCGAGGCCAUCGGCGCCCUGAAGGGCAACGAGGACAAGCUGCGGGUGGUCCUCAACAAGGCCGACAUGGUGGACACCCAGCAGCUGAUGCGCGUGUACGGCGCGCUCAUGUGGUCCCUGGGCAAGGUGUUCAACACGCCGGAGGUGCUGCGCGUCUACAUCGGCUCCUUCUGGGCCGAGCCGCUCCUGGUGGCCGACAACCGCAAGCUGUUUGAGCUGGAGGAGGAGGACCUGUUCGCCGACAUCCAGAACCUGCCCCGCAACUCGGCCCUGCGCAAGCUCAACGACCUGGUCAAGAGGGCGCGUCUGGUCCGGGUCCACGCCCACAUCAUCAGCCACCUGAAGCAGGAGAUGCCGUCCGUGUUCAGGAAGGACAACAAGAAGAAGACCCUCAUCUACCAGCUGCCCGUCAUCUUCUCCAAGAUCCAGCUGCAGCACCACAUCUCCCCAGGAGACUUCCCCGACUGCACCAAGAUGCAGGAGCAACUGCUGGUGCACGACUUCACCAAGUUCAAGACGCUGAAGCCCACCCUGAUGGCGGCGUUGGACGAGCUGCUGUCGUCCGACAUCGCCACGCUGAUGCCCCUGCUGCGGCAGGAGGAGCUGGAGAACAAUGACCAGAUGGGGGUGCAGGGAGGCGCCUUCCUGGGCACCCGGGCCGGGCCCUUCAUGGAGGGGGACCCCUUCGGCGUGCUGGAGAACGGCGGGGAGAGCCACGGCGAAGGGGAGGGGGAGGAGGACUGGGUGGUCACCAAGGACAAGGCCAAGUACGACGAGAUCUUCUACAACCUGGCGCCCAACGAGGGCAAGCUGAGCGGCACCAAGGCCAAGGACUGGAUGGUGAGCACCCGGCUGCCCAACUCGGUGCUGGGCCGCAUCUGGAAGCUGUCGGACGUGGACCGCGACGGCAUGCUGGACGCCGAGGAGUUUGCCCUGGCCAGUCACCUGAUCGAGGUGAAGCUGGAGGGCCACGGUCUGCCCCCGGAACUGCCCAGUCGCUUGGUGCCCCCGUCAAAGCGCAGGCAGAAGGGGUCGGACGCCUAAACCCGGGGACCCCCCCGCCCCGCCCCCCACCUUACCGCCGCCGACCCCCAAUGCCUGGAGGCCAGAGGGACCCUUCUCACACAGAUGGCCCAUAGCUCCCUACCCCUUCCCCCUCCCCCCCCCACACCACGCCACGCCCCAAGAACCCCACCCAGCUGGAUCACAUAGCUACGCCGGGUGGAAUCCGUUACUUUGAAGGGAUUCACUGAUUUGAUACUUUGACUUGGACCCAAGUUCAAGGGCAAGGUCGCCAAAGAGGUAGGCUACAGCUAUCGACAGCGCCUGUCGGCUAAAGUUAGUGGCUCUGACGUAUUUGAAGAGAUUCUUUCCUAAAAUGUCGACAUGGGUUGGUUCAAUUGUUGCUUAUUUUUCUUAGAUCGCUUUGAUGUUUGAUUUGCUUUAUAAAAAAGAGGUUUCAAUGAUUCAAUUAUUUGCUGAGAAUAAAAGCCUUGAGCCCUUUCCAAGAAAAUAGUAUUCGAGUAUUUUAUAUUUGAAAGAUUUGAACGGAGAGAGAAUGAGGCCUUAUAGUAUUAAAACGCUUUGGAGCAUUGCUGACUCCUUGAGACCAGAGUAUCUGUGUUUUAUCUGAUUUGAAAUAUCCUAUAGUCCUAAAUGCUUUGGCAACAAUGUUCAAUGUAUGUAAAUGUACUGUAUAAACAAGAGAACAUCGCUUUAUGAUGUAUAAACCAAUAUUUUGGAUUAUCUGAUGUAGCCUAAUUAAGGCAUGUUUAGCUAAAGAUGCAGUCGUUAUCUAAUAACCAAAUACAUUCAAGGUAUAUUUUAAUGCUUCACCUGCCUUCUGAUUUAUCUUCACCACCAUAUUGUGCAUCUAUUUAGCUGUACUUUGUAAUAUUUGUGUUUGUUAGUUUUUUUUGAAGAGGACAAUACUUCUCUGUUGUGUAAAUGAAUGUCACAUGCUCACAUGGUGCAAUUUCCAACAAAACAGCCCUAUUGAUAUUACUAACUACUGUACAACUGUUGCCAACUGGUAUAACCAAAUAAACUGUAUUGACUGUG